Argentina anserina (silverweed cinquefoil) is the source of this 1320-nucleotide messenger RNA. RefSeq lists its product as uncharacterized. NCBI's taxonomy places the organism in Eukaryota, Viridiplantae, Streptophyta, Magnoliopsida, Rosales, Rosaceae. The record is from RefSeq and is a predicted model, not a curated record. The transcript is spliced from 3 exons. The coding region runs from base 106 to 1281 and encodes 391 amino acids.
AAAUGUUUCUUCUCAUCUUUGAUCAAACCAAGUCUACAAGUCCCGACUGCCGAACAGGACUCAUCUAAAUAUAUGUUCUUGGUCAGUUUCUUAAAACCCUAAACCAUGGAAGUCCUACCACUCUAUGAGCUCAGCUACUCUGAUCUCCUACUUGUGUCGUCAAACGAUGUUUCACCGGAAGAGUUUGGAAGGGUGGAGUCAACUAGGAAAGCUAUAAUGGAUGCUCUAGGGCCGAUUGGCCCAGGCCUGCUGUCCAUCACUGAAGUCCCGAACGCCGCCGCUCUCCGCCGGAACCUCCUCCCUCUGGCUCGCAAGCUCGCCCUUAUGGAACCCAAUCACCGCAAACUCAUUCUCAAGGAUCACAGAUUGGGGAGUGAUGUGCCUUUGAAAAACCUAGAGAGAAAUGUUUCAUCUUUCGCUAUGCAAAUCAAGUAUUCAAAUGAUACUGAAAAUACCCAAUUGAAUUCAGAGCAUGAAUUUGUGAGUGGAUAUGAGGAUCUUGGAAAUGCGUUUAGAGAGUUAGGAGUUUGCAUGGUGGAACUUGGUCUUAGAUUAGCUAGAAUUUGUGAUAGAGCCAUUGGUGGCCAAGAACUUGAGCAGAGCUUAUUGGAAUCUGGCAUUGCCAUAGCUAGGCUUAUACACUAUCAUUCAGUUCUAGAGAAAACCUUAUUGGUUCAGGAAGCUAGCCCGAAAAAGGGUGUUAAUUCGAAGAGGAUCCGGACUGGUGAUGAAGUUAAACUGUCUGAUGGCGAUGAUUUUAGUAAUCUCUGGCAACAAUGGCAUUAUGAUUAUGGGAUUUUCACUGUGUUGACAGCUCCAUUGUUUGUAUUGGCUUCUAAUGCACAAGCACCAGAAGAAAAGGAGCAAGAAUGUGCUUACCCACAUGGGCAUACUUAUUUGCAAGUAUUUGAUCCAAGCAAGAACAAUGUGUUCGUGGUGAAGGCUUCUCCCGAGAGUUUUAUCAUUCAGGUUGGAGAGUCAGCUGAUAUCAUAUCGCGAGGAAAGCUUCGUGCCACCCUUCAUUCGGUUGCUAGGCCUUCCAAGUUUGAACAUCUGAGCAGAGAAACUUUUGUUCUGUUCUUGCAGCCUGCUUGGAACAAAACAUUUUCAACAGAAGAUUAUCCCAUGAACCACAGUAGGCUAACUGAAGAAAUACAGAAAAUUGUACCACCUCUGGCAAUGCGAUUGAAGAAUGGGAUGACAUUUGCAGACUUCUCGCGUGAAACCACCAAACAAUACUAUGGUGGCACUGGUUUGCAGUCGAACAGAAAACUGGUCUAGCAAAUUUGUACUGCUAAUUCUAAUUUCAAUCUUUUCAAA